AUGAACUCGAUUGAUAUGGAGUUUGAGAACGUGUCACAUCUUCAGAAGGAAUGCCUGCUUCGAUCGACAACAUUCUGGGACCGAACAUGCAAAACUAUUAAAACGAUAGAAAAUUGGUGCAGAACCAAAGAGCUAUCUAUUAGCGCCCUUAAAACUCAGAUAGUCAUGUUUACCUGGAAUAGUAAGUGGACUCUAAGACCUAUAACAGUUGGCAACAACAUUAUAGAUCUUUCCAAGUCUGCUAAAUUUCUAGGAGUGACCUUGGACAGCAAACUCAACUUCAAUGAACAUAUCAUCAACACCACCAAAAAAGCCACGGCAUCCCUCAUGCAAUGUCGAAGAGCUGUCGGCCCCACAUGGGGUAUGAGCCCCAAAACAUGCAAAUGGAUGUACACGGCUGUCAUCCGUCCAAUCCUAUCCUACUGCUGUAGUAUAUGGAUCAGGGCCACUCAAACGGACUAUAACGCGAAGAAACUCAAACGUGUUCAGGCAUUGGCACUCAGAAUGAUGUCUGGUGCCAUGCCAAGCACACCUUUUAUCGCAUUGAAUCACCUCACCGACACUUCUGACAUCAUACUGUUCCUGCAAGGUGAAGCAGCAAAGGGUGCGGCCAGGCUACAAGCUUAUGGCAGCCUCACUCUUGAAACUAUCGCCUUCAGGAAGGGAACUAUCAAAAAUCAUACCACUAUCAACAAACAAUUCAUGGCAGACCUCAUUAUCCCACCUAGAGCAACAAGAGACCUAACAACACCAACCAUGAUGCUGGGACGGCACUUCACCGUCACAACUCCUGGAGCCGAUACCACUGAAUAUAGAAAUUCACUUCAAAACACCAUUGACAACAUUACCAGUGAAACAAUCACCUGCUACACUGACGGGUCACUCACAGACUCAGGAUGCGGGGCUGGCUAUAUCAUCACAACUGACAACAAUAACACCACCCUUGAAGAAAGAUCAUUCAAGCUCCCUGAUUAUUGCACUGUUUACCAAACAGAGCUCACCGCCAUCAUUGAAGCUUGCAAAUAUCUCUCUACCUAUACCAACACACAUAUCAUCAUAUGGUCUGACAGUCUCUCAUCUAUACAAGCUAUCUCUGCGCUUUCAACGCGGAGUAGAACUACAAGAGACUGUCAGAGUAUUCUAGAUUGA
Bolinopsis microptera is the source of this 1149-nucleotide messenger RNA. RefSeq lists its product as uncharacterized. The record is from RefSeq and is a predicted model, not a curated record. Bases 1 to 1149 code for a protein of 382 amino acids. Lineage: Eukaryota; Metazoa; Ctenophora; Tentaculata; Lobata; Bolinopsidae. Gene Ontology annotation, molecular function: RNA-DNA hybrid ribonuclease activity; nucleic acid binding. The transcript is spliced from 2 exons.